This is a messenger RNA of Ogataea philodendri, 1296 nucleotides long. RefSeq lists its product as uncharacterized. Bases 1 to 1296 code for a protein of 431 amino acids. Lineage: Eukaryota; Fungi; Ascomycota; Pichiomycetes; Pichiales; Pichiaceae. The record is from RefSeq and is a predicted model, not a curated record. Gene Ontology annotation, biological process: proteasome-mediated ubiquitin-dependent protein catabolic process. Gene Ontology annotation, cellular component: proteasome regulatory particle, base subcomplex. Gene Ontology annotation, molecular function: proteasome-activating activity; ATP binding; ATP hydrolysis activity. The transcript has a single exon.
AUGCCUAGCGGCAAGAAGAGCCAGGACAAGAAGAAGGAGAAGCCUAAGUACGAGCCUCCUGUCCAAACCAAGACAUUUGGAAGAAAGAAACGGAAAGGUCCAGACAGCAUUGCCAAGCUGCCUGCCGUGCUGCCCAACACGCGGUGCAAGCUGAAGCUUCUGAAGCUUGAGCGGAUCAAAGAUCACUUGUUGUUGGAGGAAGAAUUUGUGUCCAACCAGGAAAUUCUCCAACCAACCGAACAAAAACAAGCAGAGGAAAGAGAAAAGGUUGACGAUUUGAGAGGCACUCCAAUGUCCAUUGGAACGUUAGAAGAGAUUAUCGAUGACGACCAUGCCAUUGUUUCGUCGUCAAGCGGCCCUGAAUACUACGUUUCGAUCCUGUCGUUCGUGGACAAAGGGCUGUUGGAGCCUGGGUGUCAGGUCCUAUUGCAUCACAAAACCGUGUCGAUUGUGGGAGUGCUUCAGGACGAUGCAGACCCGGUGGUGAACGUGAUGAAGAUGGACAAGUCGCCAAACGAGUCGUAUGCGGAUAUCGGAGGACUGGAGUCCCAAAUCCAGGAGAUCAAGGAGGCGGUCGAGUUGCCACUUACACAUCCAGAACUGUACGAGGAAAUGGGUAUCAAACCGCCAAAGGGCGUGAUAUUGUACGGUGCACCGGGAACCGGAAAGACUUUGCUGGCCAAGGCGGUGGCGAACCAGACAAGUGCGUCGUUUUUGAGAAUUGUUGGUUCGGAGCUGAUUCAGAAGUACCUUGGAGACGGACCGCGUAUGUGCAGACAGUUGUUCAAGGUGGCCAGUGAGAACGCGCCAUCGAUUGUGUUCAUCGACGAGAUCGAUGCGAUUGGAUCCAAGAGAUACGAGUCGUCUUCUGGCGGAGAGCGGGAGGUUCAGCGGACGAUGUUGGAACUGCUAAACCAGCUAGACGGUUUUGAUGAUAGAGGAGACGUGAAGGUGAUUAUGGCUACAAACAAGAUUGAGAGUUUGGACCCUGCAUUGAUCAGACCUGGUAGAAUUGACCGGAAGAUUUUGUUUGAGAACCCAGACCCGGCCACCAAGAAGAAGAUUUUGACGAUUCACACAUCCAAGAUGAACAUCUCGCCGGACGUGGAGCUUGACACGCUGAUCAACACCAAGGAGGAUUUUUCGGGAGCAGACAUCAAGGCCAUUUGUACCGAGGCUGGAUUGCUUGCCUUGCGUGAGAGACGGAUGCAGGUGAUUGCAGAGGACUUCAAGCAGGCCAAGGAGCGUGUUUUGAAGAACAAGAUCGAGGAGAACCUGGAAGGUUUAUACUUAUAG